This is a messenger RNA of Lactuca virosa, 1543 nucleotides long. NCBI's taxonomy places the organism in Eukaryota, Viridiplantae, Streptophyta, Magnoliopsida, Asterales, Asteraceae. The record is from the annotation of a GenBank genome assembly.
CAAAAUUUCAAGAUACUCUUUUAUUAAGUCAUUUAAAAAUCUUUUGAAUUCAAAUCCAAAUUGGCUUUUGGUCCAACAACAUCAGCCAGGAUCUUUCAUUGAUUAGCAACACCCUUCACCCUCGUAUGAUAUAAACGUGAAUAAAAAGUAGACGCAAACAUAAGAACGAAGCUCAGAAUUAAGUGUUAACAAUUCACACAGGAAAUGGGUUUUUUAUCGUUGUUUGAGGUGGCAUCAAUGCCAAUAUUGGAGGUGUUGUUGCUGAGUGCAAUUGGAGCAAUUAUGGCUACCGAUUACUUCAAUAUUCUCUCUAGCGAUACUCGAAAGUCACUAAAUAAGAUUGUUUUCGUGGUGUUUACUCCCUCGCUUAUUUUUGCUAGUCUUGCAAAAACAGUCACCCUCGAAGACAUUAUCUCAUGGUGGUUUAUGCCAAUAAAUAUUGGAAUAACAUUUCUUUGUGGAGGAAUAUUGGGGUGGAUUGCAGCAAAACUAAUUAAACCAAAACCACAUUUAGAGGGCCUGCUCAUAGCUAUGUGUUCCACAGGAAAUCUUGGAAACAUGUUAUUGAUAAUUGUCCCUGCAAUAUGCACGGAGGGUGGCAGCCCUUUUGGAGAACAUAGUAUCUGUAAAUCCAAAGGACUCUCAUAUUCAUCAUUCUCAAUGGCGUUGGCUAGCUUAUACAUUUGGACAUACACUUACCAGUUAAUAAAAAGGUCAGGUUCAAAGUACAUGAAAGAAGUCGAGGAAUUACCACAAGAACCCAACAAAGACUUGAAUGCAAAUGAAAAAACUUCCCUUCUAAAUGGAACAAGCCAAGAAUAUAUUGAUGUAGUUGUGCCAUUAUCAUACGCGACUAGUGAAGACACACAAAUACAACCCAGUGUAAAAAAGGAUGAGAAGAAAGACGAAUCUUUCUCAGGUAAACUAGUGGAUAUACUCAAUGUAUUAUUGGAAAAACUCAUGGCACCUCCAACCCUUGGUUCUAUUGUAGGACUGAUAUUCGGGGCAACCCCAUGGCUGAAAAAGCUUGUGAUUGGUGAUGAUGCUCCAUUACGAGUGAUCCAAGAUUCAGUCACCCUACUUGGCGAUGCAACGAUACCUUGUAUCACUCUUAUACUAGGAGGAAACUUAAUACAAGGUAUGAGGAGGGCAAGCAUUAGACCUAUUAUCAUCAUCACAAUCAUUUGUGUACGUUUUGUGAUUCUUCCCAUGGUUGGAAUCCUUGUGAUCAAAACAGCUGCUCGUCUGGGAUUACUUCCUGAUGACCCGCUUUUCAGUUUUGUGCUAUUGAUUCAGUACACAGUGCCACCGGCCAUGAAUAUCAGUACAAUGACACAAUUGUUCAAUGUGGGACAAGAGGAAUGUUCAGUUCUGACAAUGUGGAGUUACUUAGCUGCAGCAUUUGCACUUACUGGAUGGUCAACAGUGUUCAUGUGGAUCUUGACAUCAUCAUCAUGAUUGUAUGCAUCAUUUUUAUAGACAAAAAGAAAAACAUAGUUAAUGUUUACAUAUUUUUUAUUUUUUUAUUAAAUUUAUGUAUUAU